AUGGGAGUGGGAUGGAUCAUAAGAGAUGCUGGAGGACAGUAUAUGGAAUCAGGAUGGUCUAGAUUACCGCAGGUUAGUUCAUCAUUACAAGCAGAAGCGAUGGGAUUCCUCUAUGUCACACAACGGAUUUGGAGUAGAGGGCUGAGGAAUGUAUGGUUUGAAAAUGACAGUCUGGAACUUGUCAAUGUGAUCAAUAGGAAUUUCUCGCUAGCGCGCAGAACGAAGCUUCGGAAGUUUGGCCGCGCGCGGAGGAGUUCCCGACGUCCAAAAGUUACGAUCUUGAUAUGGAAAGAUAGAUACUUGAGUCAUGCAUCACGUCGAAGUGGAAUGAAGCCAUUUGGAUCAACUAUGAGGCCUAGACUUAUUUUCUACCGAGACAUGUCCGGUAAGCGAGUAAACGAAGCCCAUGGAGGAUUUGGAGUGUCUAAUGGCCCGAGCAGCAGCGCCAAAGGCCUUGAUCGAAUAGAGAAGAGGCCUGGCUAA
Microthlaspi erraticum is the source of this 483-nucleotide messenger RNA. Lineage: Eukaryota; Viridiplantae; Streptophyta; Magnoliopsida; Brassicales; Brassicaceae. The record is from the annotation of a GenBank genome assembly.